Messenger RNA from Perca flavescens (yellow perch), 1173 nucleotides. Its product is annotated as microfibril-associated glycoprotein 4. The record is from RefSeq and is a predicted model, not a curated record. NCBI's taxonomy places the organism in Eukaryota, Metazoa, Chordata, Actinopteri, Perciformes, Percidae. Bases 20 to 742 code for a protein of 240 amino acids. The transcript has 6 exons. Gene Ontology annotation, biological process: elastic fiber assembly.
GUUCAGCUGAAAUCUGACCAUGAAGCUGCUUUCAUUCGUCCUCCUCCUGCUGGCUCCUCUGUUGACCAGCUGCUACCCGCUCGUUCUGCCUUUGGACUGCAGCGACAUUCAUGAUAAUGAUAACAGCCGACCCAGUGGAGUGUACACCAUCUAUCCCAUCGGACCCACGUCUGCUGUCCAGGUGUACUGUGACAUGGAAUCACAAGGAGGACACUGGACGGUGUUCCAGAGGAGGCUGGACGGCACGGUGAACUUCUACAGGGGCUGGGAUCAAUACAAGACCGGCUUUGGUAUCGCUGCUGGAGAGUACUGGCUCGGUCUCGAGUCUCUCUACCACCUGACUCAGAGGAAAAGGUACGAGCUGCUGGUCGACAUGGAGGACUUUGAAGGAAACAAAACAUUCGCUUGUUACUCCUCGUUCUCCAUCGACGCUGAGUCCUCCGGAUACACACUGCAUGUUUCUGGUUUCACUAAUGGAGGAGCAGGAGACUCCCUGAGUUAUCACAACGGACAGAAGUUCUCCACCUUCGACAGAGACCAGGACUCCUCUGAUACUAGGAACUGUGCCAGAUCAAACCUGGGGGCCUUCUGGUACAAAAGCUGUUACUCUACAAAUCCAAACGGUGUUUAUCGUUGGGGGAAUGACAGCUCUCUCUCUUCUGUUGGAGUGGAUUGGGUACAAUGGAAAGGUCGUAACUACUCCCUGAAGACCAUCAGCAUGAAGAUCCGUCCUGUGCAGUAGUUCUCCAGGACCAACGUACAGCAGAAUAUCAGCUCAUCUCUUCUGAUUUAUUUCUCUUUCUCUCAUUAAGCAUUUAAUCUCACAACAGGUCUUAUCUUCCUUCGUGUUACCGUCUGUGAUGGUUUAAAUCAGUCGCAGCUCGCUGCAACGUGGAAGAAAAGUCAGAUGUGUCUCCAGUUGGGCGGCUGCAGCAGGAAAGUAGGGCCCAUAAUCUUUAAAUGGAAACACAUAUAUAGUCUGAUCAGGUGUUAAUCACUGCAUGAACUGAUAAUAUAAGUCUAAAAGAGAGACAGAAGUAAAGAAAAUGAAAAGUAUAAAAAGAUCUUUGCAGUUCAGGACAGCCAGUUGAUGUUUGGUGGAGGUUAGAAACUCUAAUGUGAAUCUUUAUCUGCUGGACGGUGACAAUAAAUAAGAAGCUGAGCAUUAAGAUG